Messenger RNA from Haemonchus placei, 5205 nucleotides. Lineage: Eukaryota; Metazoa; Nematoda; Chromadorea; Rhabditida; Trichostrongylidae. The record is from the annotation of a GenBank genome assembly.
AUGCGCCUUUAUUAUAAUUUGUUGUUUUGGCUUAGUUUAUUCAAUUUCAGGCAACCUUCACUACCCUUUCAACGAUUUCUUUCGAAAAAAAAUUGUGACAUAUUGCUACAGUAUGAAAUUCUUCCUGGUUCCUUUGGUGAUUCGUUACCGUUCCGAGUUCAUCCCAUUUCGGGAGAAAUCACUAGCGAAUCGGUGCUCGACUAUGAAACCAACAAAAACUACGAGUUCAAGAUACGUGCUUGCCUUUCGGUAAAUCCGGGUACUUGCGGAUAUACUUCUGUCGUGGUAAUCGUCAAAGAUGAAAACGAUAAUGCGCCCCGAUUCUCGGCUUCACAAUUCCACCUGUCACUUCCGAGCGAUCUUCCUGUCGGCUCCGAUGUCAUCACAUUACAGGCCACCGACGCUGAUUCAGGGCUUAAUGGCGAUGUCAACUACGCUAUUAAUCCGCCUACGGUGUUCGGGAUCGACUAUCAUACGGGCGUUGUGCAAACGACCGCACCACUAACCGAAUCUCAUUACGACCUUACAGUUGAGGCUUUUGAUCAUGGAGAUCCCAAACAGAUUGCCAUCGCCCGACUCAGGAUAGCCGUUCAUGGGACGAAUCCUUCUGCCCCUGUGUUUGAUCAGAAGCGCUAUGACGUCACGCUGGAAUCACCCAUACGUGCUGGAGCUGUGGUGGCUGAGCUUCAUGCAAAAGACCCGGAUCCAGGUAUGGAAGGGCAAAUUACCUAUCGAUUUGACCAAUCCGACGACCAGCUGAAGCAAGAUCGUAAAUUUUCGAUAAACGAACAGACUGGAGUGGUUUCGGCAUUAACACCUUUGACACCACAAGAUGGACCGUUUGACCUAGUAGUCAUAGCUGAGGAUCAGAGUCCGGUCUUCAAGAGGAAGGUAAGCAUCAGCGGUGCUGCAUAUCGAAAUCGUUGGGGACACUUCCUUACGCUUCCUUCCACUACCGUCUACCAUCUACAUCUCUACAGAGAAAGCAGUCGGAAGCGUCAAAACGAGUCCCAGUUUGUCAUGGACGGUGAUCUGCUUCGGGUAGCGAAUCAUCUAUCAUCCGGUGAGACUCAUCUGACUAUUCGAGCCGAGUCAGAUAAUGCUUUUUCGGACCAUCAGCUUCGAGUGGUGGUGAUGUUCGAUCGAGACAAGUAUCCUGUGUUCCCUCAACUCACUUAUGAUAUUGAUAUUCCAAUCGAUUCUCAAUUCCCAGUGGUUGUGCAUCGCUUCGACGCUCGUCUGCUCAACGGUACGCUUCGCUACCGGUUCUUCCCAGAUGGUACCGCUCCUGAAGGACUGUACAUUGAUUCAAGAACGGGAGAACUAAGUGCGACCGCUUCGUAUGCUCAGACACCAGCCAACCAUGAAACUCAAUUCGUUGUCGUUCGAGCCGUGAAUGUCGAUUAUCCUGAAUUCUACUCGGAUGUUGGGGUACGGUACCUUUUUCAACGUCGUUCAUCUCGUUCCUCUCCAGAAUUGUCUAUGUUUAGUAAUUUCACAUCUUCUCAGGUAACUGCAAAAGUAGGCGAAUAUCAAGCCUUCACGAAAAUCCAACUGAAAGUCAAGGAUAUAAAUGAGUUCGCACCACAAUUCGAUAAGCCACAAUACGAUGUAUCACUCUCUGAGAGCUCAGCUCCUGGCAGUACAAUCGUCCAGGUCAAAGCCACUGAUGCGGAUAGAACCGACGGCAAACAUCUGCUUUACAAGGUUGUAGGAGGUUCGGGUCGCGAUUUGGUGUUCAUACAAGAAGAUGGCACACUGAUUCUUGGCGAUACCCCUCUGAAUCGUGAGGAUAUGAACCGUUUCGAUGUUGUGGUGGAAGCUAUCGACAGAAGUGGAAACAAGGACACAACGACAGUCGUCGUUUCUGUGGAAGAUGUCAACGACAAUGCGCCCAUGUUCCCGUGGCCAUCCUUCACAUGGAAUAUCACUGAAGGUCUGUUGAGACAACUGGUCCUACCCUUGGACUACGAACUCCAAAAAACCUUCAAACUCACCAUCGAAGCAAAAGAUCAAGGUGUUCCACCUCAUGUAGCGAUCACAACAAUCAUAGUCAAUGUCCUCAACACAAACGACAAUCCACCGGUUUUCCAACGGGCCAACAUUGAGCAAGAGGUGUCUGCUGAUCUUCCUGUUGGCUAUCCGAUUCUGACACUUACCGCCAGUGAUGCCGAUCACGACCGACUAUCGUAUUCUUUGACCGGCGAUCCAGGCUGUUCUUCAUUGGCAGUUGAUCCUAUGGGAAUCGUUUCUUUCAAGACUCCUGCUCCCAAACGGAAGCCUGGAUUAAUCACUUGUGUAGUCUCGGCCACCGAUGGAGUUUUCACGGCGAAUGCGACACUUCGGCUUAACAUUUUCGAAGAAACGCCAGCUGAAAACCAUUCUCCACGUUUUGCGAAAGAGGUCUAUACAGUCACGGUGACACCGAAUCAGAGAAACCAAGUGUUGAGGAAGAUAACUGCCACUGAUCCAGACGGAGACGUGCUGAUAUACUCCAUUGAACCUCCAGAGUUCAGGAAUCUUUUCGCUGUCGAUGCAGAGGGUCAACUCUCUGUACGGGUACCGAUUUCCGAACUAAAACAGUCACUCUACAGUUUCCUGAUAGUCGCAGAAGAUCGAGGAAAACCCAUCAUGUCAACAUUCACUAACAUCAGAGUUCGAGUGCAAGACAACGAGGUCACAGCCUUUUCAGAAGUACAUUUUACCCGACCGAAGUAUUCCUAUGCGAUUCGAAGCGAUGCUCAAGUGGGUACGUACUUGGGAAGAGUGACUGUCGACAACAGGGAAGGUGUGGAACUUACGUUUAAGACGACAAAGCUCUUCUAUAUCGACAGCCAGGGUGCGAUCCGCACCGCUGUUCUCUUCAGUAGUCCCAUGAAAGUGGAGGACAAAAUUGUAGCCAUCAGGAAGGGAAUCACGGUGGCAGAGACUGACUUCGUGGCACAUGUUAUUGCCGCAGAGACCACCACUUCUCCCACUACCCAAGGUACAAUCAGCGACACCGAGGUUACUUUGAUCACAGGGACUCGAAUAACCAGUGCUAGCACGGAACCCAGCACUUUCACGGCGCAAACCGCGGGAACUCAGGGUCCUGUCUCGUCUGCUCAGCCCACUACCAGCAAUGGGGCCUUUUCGUUUUCGAGACCAAUGUAUUUUGCCUUUGUACCGGAAGGCCAGUACUCCAACGGAAUCCGUUUGUCGGUAAAACCUGAACCCUUCUCUGUGAAUCGAAAUACUGCCGUACGAUACGAGAUUGAUCAAAGCGCUGGUCACAUACCGUUCUUCCUCACUGCCGACGGUCAGCUCAUCAUAUUCGACGUAGACAGAGAACAGCAAGCAUCGUACUCAUUCCCCAUCAAGGCUACCAGUCCCGAAUACGGUGUCGCUACAGCUAUGGUGAACGUAACGAUAUUGGACGUCAACGAUAACUAUCCAGUAUUCGACGCUGCUCCUUCGGCUAUCGGCGUUUUUAGUGACGUAGCUGUUGGAACACCGUUAUUCCACUUCACUGCCCACGAUAGUGAUGCUGACAACUAUGGCACGGUCGUUUACGGUAUUGAGGAGUCCGACGCCCCGUUUGAAAUCGAUCCCAACGGUGAGUCGGUAUUACACUCUCUUCGAACAUCGGUAGUGUUUGUUGGAACACAGCCCGGUACCGAAAUAGCCACAAUCCUGGCAGGACCUACAAUAACAACAAAGCCUACUCAAGAUAAAAUACUGUAUGGACUGGAUGAUGACUACAAUGGUCUGUUCGCAAUUGAAGAUGGAGGUCGUCUAAUUCUGGCUAGACGAGCAACGGCAGCCGAAUCGGAUCGUUACAUCCAAUUGAACAUCACCGCAGAAAACAGCCAUGGCAAGGCUUGGGUGUUGGUGAGACAGCCAACAACACCUGGUGGUAGUACAACACCAUCCGGUUGCUAUUUCCCCACGAAAGUCUACAACGCCGAAAUUAUGGAAAAUCGUCAAGGGCGCAUUCGAAUUGCGAAGUUCAAUGAUCCAGGUUAUUCAGAUGAUUUUGAACUAAACCCGACAACUGGUGAGAUCUUCGCUGUACGUCCACUAGAUCGUGAAAAGCGCAGUUUCCACUUCCUCUACGUCAGUGUCUCAGGUGGUAUCGCGGCUGGUGGAAGGCGGGUUAUUCAGGCUAUGUCAAAGCUCACGGAAUCUCAAACAUUAGUCGCUGUAAGGGUGCUGGACGAAAAUGACAAUGCCCCACAGUUCGUGCACGUGAAUGAGGAUGAAUCGCUGGCGGCAGUAGUGGAUUGGCAGGCUCGCCUCUUUAGCCCAGUGCUGAAACUCGAAGCUAAGGAUGCUGAUGAGCGUGCAAAGCUGUACUAUUCCUUAUCUGGUACUGACCAAGAGUACUUCCUCGUGAAUGCCACCAGUGGACUUGUGAUCCUUGCCAAGACCCUAGCCGAAUUCUCUGGUGAUUCCCUGGAAUUCCGCGCUACUGUCACAGAUGGAGUUCACAAUACUCAUGUUCCGAUCAAGGUCUACGUCAUCUCCCCCUCCUCAUCCCUGGUGCAGCUAACAGCCGAACUGCCACAUUCACAAGUCGAUCAGCAGUCCGUCGAGCGAAUCCUCAACGAAUUGACCGGAUUGGACAACCACCUUCUUGCAAAACAGCCGUUUGUCGAUAGUGUGGGACAUGCUGAUCCCAAGAGAUCACAUCUGUUCGUCUAUGCGCUCGAUCGCAAAACAAAACAACCAAUACCUAAGGAGGAGUUGGCCAAGAUGCUGGAAAGUCACUCAGCGACGUUACUGUCAUCGCCGACAAGAAUCUCUGAUAUUGCCAUGCUCUCACCACCACCCGUCUCCAUUUCGACAUUCGACAUAGUAUUGGCCAUCGUCUGUAUCAUUCUGUUCCUACUUCUUCUAGCUGCUUGCUGUAUUCUUUCCACCUACUGCAAACGGAAACGAGCGGUAGCCACCAGCGAUCGUGAGUACAUGGUGUCGGGGAAAGCAGGACCACGUCCCUACGAUGUUGAAAUAAUCUCACGAACCACGGCUCAACGAGUCUUAUCAGCUCGACAGUUGCCUGAAAUCGAAGUCGCUGUUUCCCCUAUUUUCAUGGAUUCUACAAUGACUACAAACAAAAGCGAUACGACGCAGGAUUUCUCAAAUAGUGUCAGGGAGAGACCGUCGCUCUUACAAAGUGCCUUGGCUAGACAAAAGGUGAGUUUCGUCUUUUUAUUUAAACAUUAA